Molecule: messenger RNA, 687 nt
Organism: Aegilops tauschii subsp. strangulata
Lineage: Eukaryota; Viridiplantae; Streptophyta; Magnoliopsida; Poales; Poaceae
Source: RefSeq, a predicted model, not a curated record
AUGGCCUCCUCAAGAUCCAAAGCCAUUUGGGACAGCCUCUCAUCAGAGCAGAAGAAGGAGAUCGUCGCCAUUGCAGUCAACAGGCAGAUGGAGGCUAGUGUUACUACGGACACCCCAAUGGAGGAGGCGGCCAACGACGGCAAUGCUAGGUACCAAGAAGAAGUCCGUGAAGAGGCGAGGAUGGAGACGCAAGCACCUAUGGAGGAGGAGACGGAAGAAGGACGCUCGAGACGCAAAGCAAAGGAGGUGCCGGACUACCCCGGGUGCCCGGCCACCAGCAGCCCGGGUGCCCGGCCACCUCCUACAGCCGGCUGGGUGAGCCCCUGGCCGCCCCGGGUGCCCGGCCCUUGCCUGGCGCUGGCCUCAGCUGCCCUGGGUGCCCGGCCAUGCAUUUGGCCCCUGGUGCCCGACCCCCUGCCUGGGCGCUGCCCCCGCCACCCCGGGUGCCCGGCCUCCUCUUGGGCGCGGCCCAGCCCCCCACCGGGUGCCCGGGCUCUCAACCCCUGGGUGCCCAGCCCUCUAGCGCCCCGGCCAAGGUGCCCUGACCGCCCCGAGUGCCCGGCCCUUCGGCCCUGGGUGCCCGGCCGCCUACCACCGCACCACCUCCGGGUGCCCGGGCCCCUUUACCCCGGGUGCCCGGACCGAUCUGUUUGCCUGCGUGCAAGUUGGGGCUUUUUGCCCUUGUAA